AUGGCGCGGAUAGUGGAGGCCUUUGAGGACGACGCGCACGUCCACGUUGUAAUGGACCUCUGCAGCGGUGGCGGCCUGCUGCAGCGGGUCGUGGAUCAGGGCCCGCUGUCGGAGCGCGAGGCGGCGGCUGUGAUGCGGUCCUUGCUGGAGGCGGUGGCGUACGCACACGAUAUGGGCGUCAUGCACAGGGACAUCAAGCUGGACAACCUGAUGUGGCGCGACGCCUCGCGCGACCCCGGCCACGUGACGCUGAUUGACUGGGGGUUCAGCACCUGGGUGCCGGCGCCACGCGCGGCCAGACUCAAGGGGCUCUGCGGCACCAGUUUCUACGUGGCGCCGGAGGUCCUGAGCGGCGCGUAUGACGAGCGCGCCGACGUCUGGUCGUGCGGCGUGGUGCUGUACGUGCUGCUCUGCGGGCGGCCGCCCUUCGGCGGGGGCCGCACGGAGGCCGUUUUCAGGCAGAUACGCGACGACGGCGUCCCCGCAAUGUGCGGCGCGCCCUGGCCGGCCGUCAGCGAGGGCGCCAAGGACGCGGUGCGCCGCAUGAUGACGUACUUUGCGCAGCGCCGCCCGACCGCGCGCGAGAUGCUGCAGCACGAGUGGAUCCGCGGCGGCGGCGACGGCGGCGACGGCGGCACCAACCAGGGUGUCAACUCGGCGGAUGGCGCGCCGCUGGCGGAUGUCAAGCAGGAGCGGGAGCCGGAGCUGCUGCGCCGCCUGCGCGCCUUUGCCUCCCUGGAAGAGCCCGCAAGGCGCGCCGCUGCCGCCGCCGCGCGCGGCCGGUGCCCCGACCAGACGCGCGGGCUGCGGGAGCUCUUCGCAGCUAUGGACCCAGGCGGUGCUGGCGCCGUCGGUGCGGGCGCGUUGGGAAAGGCGCUGGAGCAGCGAGGCGGCCGGCCUGACCCCCAGGAGCUGCGGGCGCUCGUCGCGGCGGCGGACCUGGAUGGGGAUGGGAUCCUCUCCCUGGACGAGUUCUUGGCGGCCGCCGCAGCGCCCUCCUGCCGCCGGCCCGAGCCCGCGGUCCACCCGGAGCCCGGGCCCGCCGCGCCCGCAGCCGGCAAGCGGGCCCCCGCUCGGCCGCCGCCGGCGGCGCCCGGCGCGGCGCCCGGCAAGGACAGCGGCGACGCGACGGGGGCAGCAGACCAAGGCGGCCUGUUUGACAGCCGCAGCUCGUCCCCAGCGCCCAGCACCACCUGCAGCCUCCCCUACGGCCCCGGCGAGGCCGGCCUCGCCGGCCGCUCCAGCGACGGCGGCUCCAGCGCCGGCGCUGCGCUCGCCGCCGACCUGGCGGGGGCGUGCUGCCAGCUGGACGGCGUCGGGACGCUCGCGGCCGCGCCGCGCGCGUGGGGCGCGGCCCCCUAG
Molecule: messenger RNA, 1362 nt
Organism: Monoraphidium neglectum
Lineage: Eukaryota; Viridiplantae; Chlorophyta; Chlorophyceae; Sphaeropleales; Selenastraceae
Product: calcium-dependent protein kinase
Exons: 9
Coding region: 1-1362 (453 amino acids)
Biological process (GO): intracellular signal transduction; peptidyl-serine phosphorylation; protein autophosphorylation
Cellular component (GO): nucleus; cytoplasm
Molecular function (GO): calcium ion binding; calcium/calmodulin-dependent protein kinase activity; calmodulin binding
Source: RefSeq, a predicted model, not a curated record